This is a messenger RNA of Vidua macroura (Pin-tailed whydah), 1997 nucleotides long. It is a transcript of the gene CCDC122, whose product is annotated as coiled-coil domain containing 122. Lineage: Eukaryota; Metazoa; Chordata; Aves; Passeriformes; Viduidae. The coding region runs from base 74 to 868 and encodes 264 amino acids. The transcript is spliced from 5 exons. The record is from RefSeq and is a predicted model, not a curated record.
GGAGCAGGACGGCCUCAGGCAGCGGCGAGCCGGGCGGCACCAGUGCCACGGGCGUUCUUCACUUCUGCUUGAAAUGGCCAAGCAAAAUUCUCCAUCACUAGCUGAAGUUGUAAAACGAGUUGCAGAGCAGCAGCAGUCACAGGUGUCAGACAUAGAAAAAAGCAAAACAGUUCUUUUCCAAUUGCAGGCAAAGUGCCAGGAACUAGAAAGAGAAAUGAAUUCUAUUCUGUUAGAAACAAAGACAACAGAAAGGGAAAUACAUCUGCAAGAUGAUGCCAUAGAAGUGACAAAAUAUCGCUGUGAAAAUCUAGAAGCCCAAGUCAGAGCCCUGUAUUCUGAAAAUUUAAAAUUGAGGUGUGAGGCAGAAACAGUACAAGAGGAGUUUGAGAUGAUACUUGCAAGAAAUAAUGAAUAUCGGGAAAAAAUAAAGGAUCAUAAACAUCUUUUUUGGGAGAUGGAAAGUAAAUUGCCAGUUAUGAUUGAACUUGCUAAAAAGAAAGCAGUUGUGGAAGAAUUAAAGGCAAAGAAAGAGGAGUUAAUAUGUGAUCUCCAGAAUCCAGAAGGAUCUGUUAUAAAACAAGUGCAGGAAGAAAUCACACUUUUAAAAAGUGAAAUCACAACAUUGAGAGAUUUCAUCAAUAAAAAAAGAGAUCUGUUGGAAGAAGAGAACAAAAAGCAUGCUAAGCUUAGAAAGGAAAUUGAGGUACAGAAUAAGAGAUAUGAUGCUAUAUUAAAACGUUUGCAUUGCCAACUGAACAAAGUCCAGUCAAAUAAAAGACAAUGGCACUGGAACAUUCAGCAGUUGGAGAAGAAGGCUGCAGAACUAAGGAAGUGUCUUGGAGUAGCAGAGUUACAAAACAUUAUGUAACAAACUUAACAAAGAUAUAAUGCACGUAAUCUUUUCCAGGCAGGAGAGUUUUUUCUGGAAAUGCUACAAAUCUUAAAUAGCCUGAUAACUAGGCCAGGCCUCAGUGAUUUCUUUCUUUUUAAUGUUUUUCUCUUUCAUUUUGUGGCUUAAACUAAUAGCCACAAUAAUGAGCUGGCUGUUCAGGAAUAACUUAGCUGUUCAGGAAGAAAGUUACUGACACUUCCAGGUGUUUUCAAAAUAUGUGUCAUUUUUAUCUAAAAAGUUAUUUGAAAGUAAACCAAACAAGAUUUGGGAAGUUCCUUCAUAUUUCAUUUGGUCUCCGAAGGUUGGGAUAUACCCUGCUUUUCCUACAGAGAAAUUAAUAUUGGUAUCUAUUUGCACUCCUGAGACACCAAAGUUCUUUUAUCUUUUAUCCAUAUCCCUUUUUAUUGCAACUUGCUAAGGAACUGGGAAAGCUUUGAUGGCCCGUAUUUUGCUCUGCAGUCUGCCAGGAUGUUUUGGCAUGGGGGCCAAAGGCUGUCCAGGUGUAAAAGGCUUUGGAACAAGUAUGCUCAGAACUGGACUUCAAAUUAUCUGACUUCAACUGGCCUAAUAGAUGUUAGCAAAGAGGAGUGAGUAGUACCACAUCUGGUACCUAUAGCUUGUAAAAUAGAACAACUCGCCCUCAAGAAACAGGAAUACAUUGUAGAUUGAUGAUAGAGGAAUUUAUUGUCUAGAGGAUUUUAACUAAUAUCAGCCAUCUAACAUCUUGGUACUUAAUGAUCUAAGAUGACUCAACAUAAAUGCCAAUGUAUUAAAAAUUCUUGUUAAAACAGUAGUGAACAGCAGCCAUUUUCCUUUACUUUCUUUUUAUUUUUAUAUUGCUUGGGGGGAUUUGAAGAGUUCACAAUACUUUCCCUACUCUUACACUUUAAGGCAGUUGUUCUGCUUGGACAUAACUUGUAAUGUUUAUCUGUUCUAUGAAAGUAGCUUUUUAUUUAAGGUGUUGUCUUGAAUAAUUUAGAUUUACCUUUACUUAUGAAUAUAAAAUGAAGACUAUUGAAGAAUAUAAAAAUUGACUAUUUACUGUGAAAAAUUUUAAACUGCUUUUAUAUUGUUAUCUUAGGGUACCAUUCUUACCUUCAUAUAU